CCGAGGCAUAGCCCUGCCUUAGGCGAAGUUCUAAGCUCUGGUGUGUGUCUGACAGGAGUUUACCACGUGGGACGACUUGGCGCCUUAACCUGGAACACUGCAAAAGAGUUAGGAGACCUGAGCGAAACCCCGUCCCUGCCCGUCCAGCUCCGAAAGCUUCAGGAACAACUUUAUCAUCUGCGCUGGAGUGCAAAGGAUGUUGCUGAGCUGGCUCUACAAGAAGGACUGAAGCAGGCAAAGGUCCCAGGCUUUACCGGACGGGCUGUUCAGGAGAUCAUCAAUCAAGCUUUGGAGAAGCUGGAGGAAAUCCACGUCCUGAUGCCGGAUUAUGCCCUCAAAUCGGCAGGGGCUGCCGUCAUUCUUUCCAGGACUUCUCCAUCCCUCCGGACUGACAAAGCAAAGGUGUUCCUGUAUUCCCUGUCGAUAAUGGAUUACAUGAGGACCCCUGAGCUGAUUCUGGAGCCAGAAAAUCAUCCUGGCAACUGCUGGCCCUUCCCAGGAAGUCAAGGACACGUCUUCAUCAGGCUGUCCAUGCCGGUCAUUCCCAGAGCCGUCACCAUGGACCAUGUCUCAGAGACAGCGUUCCAUGGAGAAAGUACCUCUGGAGCUCCCAAGGACUUUGCUGUCUACGGCUUCAAGGAAGAACACGAGGAGCAGGGAACGUUCCUGGGACAGUUCACUUUCCUGGCAGCACUGAAUCCCAGUCAGACCUUCCAGCUGAAGGUAUGGGGACACAGGGAGGAGAACUGUAGGAGAGGAGGAGAAAUGCGGCUGGAUGGGGAGAGGCUUCCCUGCCAAAGGGUACAGGCAGCCCUGACCUGAGCGUGUGCCACGCUGGCCUUUCUUCUGCUUCAACUUCCUGGUGGCAGAUGCCUGGACUGCUGGUCUUCUCUUUCAUUUUGUGUUUAAACUUCAGUGCUUAGAAGCACCACAGUUGAAGCUGGAAUCAGCUUGACUGUCUGGACCCCAAGUGCACACAUCCCAUAGGAUGCACGACUGCUGUUCUGCCGGUUAAAGACCAGAAAUACUGGGCUUCCUGAGGGUUCAGUUGGUGCUGGCAGUGAGCAGUGACAGGGAGGCCAUUCUGUUUCCAUGGCUUUCUAGAGAAGGCAACGAGACAUUAUACU
Messenger RNA from Columba livia (rock pigeon), 1127 nucleotides. Its product is annotated as SUN domain-containing protein 3-like. The transcript is spliced from 5 exons. Gene Ontology annotation, cellular component: meiotic nuclear membrane microtubule tethering complex; nuclear envelope. NCBI's taxonomy places the organism in Eukaryota, Metazoa, Chordata, Aves, Columbiformes, Columbidae. The record is from RefSeq and is a predicted model, not a curated record. The coding region runs from base 319 to 822 and encodes 167 amino acids. Gene Ontology annotation, molecular function: protein-membrane adaptor activity.